Messenger RNA from Rhipicephalus sanguineus (brown dog tick), 2210 nucleotides. RefSeq lists its product as uncharacterized. The transcript is spliced from 2 exons. Lineage: Eukaryota; Metazoa; Arthropoda; Arachnida; Ixodida; Ixodidae. Bases 135 to 2210 code for a protein of 691 amino acids. The record is from RefSeq and is a predicted model, not a curated record.
CUGCACAACCUGGGACUUUACCGGAGCAGAGGCCCUGCGACUUCUGCAGUAUGCCAAGUUGUGUUUCGCAGUGGAGUGUCAACCGUCGUUGCAAGGGUACCUGAACGGUGCGCGUUGAAAUAUAGCCGGGCAACAUGCCUUAUUUCCAGACACUAGUAGUCCAUGUGUCUGUCGCCACCGCGCUUGCGCUGUUCUCAGCUGCGACAGAAGUGAAAGCCACAGAAUAUCAGUGCAACUGUGAUGAGUUUGAGAAGCGCCUGAAGGAGAUGAGCGAGCAGGUGAGCGAUUUAGUAAAGAAGACCUACGACUGUAGCAUGUUAGAGCUUAGUAUUGCGACCGUUCCUCAGGAUAUAAAGAAAUUGACAGCUGAUGUGAAAGCACUACAAAAUAGGGGGCAGAAUACCGUGUCCAAUUUAAUACAUCCUGUGCCAAGAAUGAGCAUUGAUGCAGUGUACAAGAAGGUGCGAGAGCUCGAUGAAAAACUUAGAGAAAUGGAGAGCGAAAGGAAGAGUCUACGCGAUGCCGUGGGACGAAUGGAACGAGACAUACAAUCGGAGCGGCUUGAAAGGAACAGCAUCACCGAGGCUGUUCGAGCUGAAGUGAGGAAUGUGACAAAAUUAUUGGCGCCUGAAGUGCAGCGAACAGCAGCGGCACUUCCAUCAAUGGUGGCAAAAAUGAAGCGCUUUUACAGCGCUGGCAGAGUCAUCAUGCGUCUUUUGUCACCGGCGGUUUCUCUAAAUCAAACGGCCAAUAAAGACAAGUUUGAGAGAAAGUCAAUAGCUGUGGCAGAGGGAGAAACCAAUGAAACGACAACUGAAUCGCACGCCCAGAUUCAUGCUGCCGAUGUGCCAAGCCAUAGCACUCAACAGAAGUUUGAAAUGAGCGGGAAACUCCAGGAAAAUUUAUACAAUGGCACUGCUUUGACAAUUCACUCUGAUGUUGCGAAAAGUCACUCUCAUGGACAGCCAAAUUUUACAGAAACAGCAUUAUACAGCGAAGCAUUGAAAAACGACGGAUUUGACAAUGUCAGCGAAAUUGAAUUUGUGGGACAGGACACAAAUUUCUCAAUUUCCAUCAGAGACAGCAAAGUAAUCGAUUGUAUGGAGUACGAUUCAAACAAUGACAACAUCUCAAAUUAUAACGUGAUGCCUUGUGACGGUUUCAGAGCGGAUGUGGAUUUUGAAGGGCACGGGGCCGAGGAGCGAAUGGCACCUGUAUCUGAUGACUUCACAACACAUACGUGGUCUAUGGAAAACGUCAUAGUGGUAAUGGCCGAAGAACUACAGAAGCUAAGAAAAAAAACUGAUGACGAUGCUUUAAGGAGGAGAGUGGAACAAAUUGAAAAAAACGUUGAUCGCAUGAUAACAAACAUGACUCAACUAGAGCGUCCUAUGAAGGAUGAAAUAGAGCAAAGAUUCAUGAACAUCAGCUUAAGGAUUAAAGAUACAGUGGGGGUUUUAGCAAAACAUAAUUUGACGCAUCUUGAAGACACAAUUGACGAAUUAGCGCGGAACUCGAGUUCAAUUUGGCAGACUCUGCAUAAUGCACUGAAUAAAAUGCAGCAAGUGCAGCGUGAUCUUUCAGAAGAUAUUAACAAUAGCAAUGUGGGUAACAAUGCCUCUUUUCACUCCAUGAAGGAGAACCUCUUGUUAUCUGUGAGCCAACUGUCAGAACUGAACGAGUCACUGCAGAGAUCUCUUGCAGAAAGCGAAGCGGUACUCAAGGGUGAAUUGGAAAAGUUGAAUUCUGAAACAGAACUCAAAGUGAGCCAGCUUAGCCAAACUGUCCAGCGUGUCCUGGUUUCUCUUGAUGAGUUAAGUGAAAGUUACAACAGCAGCAUCGUUUCAACGGACAUGAAGCUGCAAGCAAGGAUGGAUGAUCUGCAUCAGAGGGUCUUCAAUGAAAUUGAGCGCCUGAAGGGAAUUAUGAAAAAGAACGCUGAGUCGCCUGCUCAUCUGCCAACUUUGAGUGGAUGGCACCCAGGUGUCAUCAAUCCUCGCUGUUGCCUCUUUGGCGGCGUUGACUCACUGAACCGCAUCCUCUGGGGCUGCCCGGACGAUCCUCCGCCCGCCGACCUCAUUUGCUCAUCUCCGACCGAGGAACAAUGGGAGGCCCUUCUCUCCAGCAACGACAGAGACAUCCAGACACGGGUCCUGGGACGAGCUGAAGACGUCAUCGAAAAACACAGCCUGGCAGCCUACGUGGCUUAG